GCGGAAGCGGGGUGUCUGGGAGGAGUGCGCGUGCGCCGAGGUCGGACCGGGGGUCCUGCCGCGCUAUUCCACUGACGGAGUAACCAAGAAAAAGGAAGAUGAGCUUCAUCUAUGGACUGCAGUCUGGCACUAGAAACUACUUUUUCUCCCGGUGUCAUUCUCUGGCUAACUGGGCCAAAUGGAACUCAUGCCCAGUAACUUCCACAGGCAGCCAUCAAGUAGUGCAUAGGUAUCAGGGACUCAAGUCAGCCAGUCACUGUGGUGUGGUCACUUUCCUGCCUGCUCGUUUCUGUAGGACUUUCAAUAACAGACCAGAAUGCCUCUCAAGUGCCCAAAGUAGGGCAGUAUGGAUGGAUGCGCAUAAAGGUGCUACAGGAAGUGGCUCUUUUCCAGGAUGGGUGAUGAUAAAGCCAGGUGCUGUGCUCCCUGCUCUCAGGUCCUUGUGGUCUCCCAGCUGUUCUCGGGAAAGAACAGCAGCCCAGAGUCUCCACACUUCUCCCUGCAUGCAGGCCGCCCCUGUGCCUCUCCUGUUGGUCAUCCUGAAACCUGUGCAGAAGCUGCUGGCAAUCAUUGUGGGCAGGGGAAUAAGGAAAUGGUGGCAGGCACUUCCUCCUAACAAGAAGGAACUAUUUAAAGAGAGUAUAAGGAGGAAUAAGUGGAAGUUACUCCUUGGUUUGAGUAGCUUUGGACUGCUAUUUAUAGUAUUUUAUUUUACUCACCUGGAAGUGAGCCCAAUCACAGGACGGAGCAAGCUACUAUUAUUGGGGAAAGAGCAUUUCAGACUCCUGUCAGAGCUGGAAUAUGAAGUAUGGAUGGAAGAAUUUAAAAAUGAUAUGCUAACUGAGAAAGACCCUCGAUACCUGACUGUUAAAGAAGUAGCUUAUCAUUUAAUUGAAUGCAACAAAGAUAUUCCUGGGAUUCCUGAGAUCCGCUGGGUUAUUCAUGUGGUUGAUUCCCCUGAUAUAAAUGCCUUUGUGCUUCCAAAUGGACACAUGUUUAUUUUCACCGGGCUUUUAAAUAGUGUGACUGAUAUUCACCAACUUUCCUUCCUUCUGGGCCAUGAAAUUGCACAUGCAGUUCUUGGGCAUGCAGCAGAAAAGGCUAGUUUGGUUCAUUUGUUGGAUUUCCUGGGUAUGAUUUUCCUCACAAUGAUUUGGGCCAUUUGUCCACGAGAUAGCUUGGCAAUUUUGGGCCAGUGGAUACAGUCUAAGUUUCAGGAGUUCAUGUUUGAUAGACCAUACAACAGAACACUGGAGUCUGAAGCUGACAAAAUUGGACUGCAACUCGCUGCAAAGGCUUGUGUGGAUGUAAGAGCCAGUUCAGUGUUUUGGCAGCAAAUGGAAUUUGCAGAAAGCCUUCAUGGUCAUCCCAAAUUGCCAGAAUGGUUAUCUACACACCCUUCUCAUGGAAAUCGAGCUGAUCACUUGGAUAGACUUAUACCACAGGCUCUGAAAAUUAGAGAGGUCUGUAAUUGCCCGCCUCUUUCUGGACCUGACCCUCGAUUACUAUUCAAGCUCACCAUGAAACAUUUUCUUGAAGAACCAGAGAAAGAAGAGACAGAUACCACCAUUAAGAAACAGAAAGUAGAUACAGUUCCCACUCAAAAGCAGGAACAGAUACCAUUAACAUACAUGGUGCAGAAAAGAACUGGAAGUUGAAUUAAAAUUUAUGUGACUUGAGAUUUGUGGAGAAUACAGCAAUUGUUACCGUUUUUAUGUUACUUUUUAAAAAAAUGAUGCUUGAAAUGAAAAAAAAAAGAUAUUCAGGGUUGAAUCAUGUAUCUUACAGGUAUUGCUAAAUUCUGCUAGGUUUUUAUUUUUCAUGAAAUAUUGAUGCAUUUUAAUCUAUUUUAAAAUACUUUCAAUGAGGAAAAUGUCAUGGAAUAAAUUUAUAUUACACAUUUU
Messenger RNA from Dipodomys ordii (Ord's kangaroo rat), 1904 nucleotides. RefSeq names its product OMA1 zinc metallopeptidase (gene Oma1). Gene Ontology annotation, molecular function: metalloendopeptidase activity. Gene Ontology annotation, biological process: protein quality control for misfolded or incompletely synthesized proteins; mitochondrial protein processing. The record is from RefSeq and is a predicted model, not a curated record. The transcript has 9 exons. Lineage: Eukaryota; Metazoa; Chordata; Mammalia; Rodentia; Heteromyidae. The coding region runs from base 99 to 1658 and encodes 519 amino acids. Gene Ontology annotation, cellular component: mitochondrial inner membrane.